AUGUAUAUAUUGGAGGAAAAGCUCAUGAGUGACUACUUGAACUAAACAGCCCAGUUUUCAGCUGAAAACGAGGGUCGCCAUCAAAUCGCAUAAAAUAUUUCAGGUCUCAACGAUUAAGGCCUCGCUAUUCAGAAUCAAAGAAGUGGAGAGAAUGAAGCCAAAAAGUCAAAGUCUAAGAAGGAUAAAAAGCAUAAAAGGAACAAGAAGGAUAAAAAAAGUAAAAAACGCAAGGACCGUGAAGAAGAUAGCCUCCUUGAUAAUGAAGAUGAUAUCAGUGUAUUAGAAGCUUAAAUCUAGAGAUUACAGUAACUAGAAGAACAAGAUCUAGCCUUCAGAACAAACCCUUGCUACUAAGAAGAUGAUCCAGCUUCUGAGCCUUUUGCUUACAGUGAUGACUAUGAAUUAGACGCUGAUGGUCAAGGCGGCAAAAAUAACAGAAACAAGAGAAAGGGCAUGGAGCAUAAAGAAAAAACUUUGAAAAAGCGAAUGAUUAAGCAUAUGGAAAAGCAAGCAUAGGAGUAAGAGGAAACUCAAAAGCUGAGCUCAUUUAAUGAAAUUUAGAAACAAACUUACCAAAAAUUAAAGAAAAAGACCGCUGACAGUCAAGCCUAAGAUGGAGAUGACUUGAACGAAGAUAAAAUUCAAUCUGAUAUUGCUAGAGCACUAUUAGAAAAGAUGUAGAGAGCUUAUGAACUUGAUAGAGAAUGCUAUAGAUAGGGUAAGCCAGGCCUACAAAAACUUAUGAUGGCUAAGGAAGUCUAUGAGUAACUCAGAAAGAUCAAUAUUCAGGAGAAUUUCUUAGAAUAAGGUGGUUGUCAUGUGCUGGGAUGCUGGCUAGAUAUGCUUCCAGAUGGCACAUUCCCUAACUUCAAUUUGGUAAAUGGGCUCUUGAACUGUAUAUCAACCCUCAAAAUCUAUACUAACUAGCUUGAAGAGAGUGGCCUCGCUCAGAAAGUCUAGCUGUAUGAGCAGGGCGCGUCUAAGCAAGCAGAAUUGCAAAGACUAGCCAAGCAUAUCAUAGACAAAUGGUCGAGGUAACUCUAUCAGAUAAAUCAAGAGUAUGACGCUGAGGGAAACUUUGAUAAGACCUACAGAAAUUAUCAAGCCAAAAUGAUCAAGAGAAAACAAAAAGUGAUAAGUAAUCUAUAGCCUGAACAUGAUUCUGAAGAUGAGCCCGCCUAAAAUGAUAUCUAGGAUAAAUCAACUGAACAGGCUUUAAAGAAAAAGAAGCAUGCUGAAGAUGAAGAGAAAAAAGAAAUCACUAGAGGAAGAAUGGGUAUCAUGCUGCCAGAAAGGAAUGCAUUUGAUUUUGUUGUGAGGCCAGAUGCUAGAGAUGUGUAACUAAAGGACAAAAAGAAAGAUGAAACUGGAAAGCAAAAGCUGUAGAAAACUUUGCUCUAACUAAAGAAACAGAACAUUAAACCUACAUCCACAAAAGGCAUGGCAACUGUAAAGAUGAGCUAUUGA
Molecule: messenger RNA, 1467 nt
Organism: Stylonychia lemnae
Lineage: Eukaryota; Ciliophora; Spirotrichea; Sporadotrichida; Oxytrichidae
Source: the annotation of a GenBank genome assembly